AUGAGGAGCUGGGCUAAUCGCCCCCACUCAUCCCUUCUCGCCUCUUUCCUCGCGGCCUCUUGCCUUCUCGUGGCCGGAUCACCUCAGGAAUUGCAUGAAGCAUCUGGAUCCAGAAUUCUUCAUCAAACAAAGCCACACACACAUGAGGUGCAUUGUUCAAGGGAAAGGAGCCGUGCAGCUUGGAAAGCUGUUGAUGAGUACUUGAUGCCCUUUGUGGAGAAGGAGAAAUAUGAACUCCCAAGCAAAUGCAGGCUUCGUCCUGAAAACGACAUGUUUCGGGAACAAGAGCAACAUAAGAUCCAUUUUGAUGUUAAUGAGUGGCGUUGUGGCUUCUGCAAGAAAUCAUUUCGAGCAGAAAAAUUUAUCGAUCAGCAUUUUGCAAACCGGCACAAUAAUUUGUUGGAUAAUACUCAAGGAAGAUGCUUGGCAGAUCUUUGUGGAGCACUUCACUGUGAUCUGACAAUGGAGUUCAAGAAACCAAAAAGUAAAUGCAAUGCUGCUGCAGCUGCAAGGAACCGUCAUCUUUGUGAGAACCUUGCGGACAGUUGCUUUCCUAUUAAUCAAGGGCAUUCUGCCAGCCGACUUCAUGAAUUUUUCUUGCGCCAAUUCUGUGAUGCUCAUACUUGCAAUGGGGGCUCCAAACCUUUCCCCAAAGGUGGCAGGAAACAAACAAACAGAUUCUACCUGGCUCUCUGCAUCUUGACAAUGCUGCUUUUGCCUGUGUUCUAUCUCAUAGUAUUUUUACACCAGAGGGAAAUGAAGAAAGGAGAUCAAGUUUUCAAACGAAUCGGAAAAACCGUGCACAAGAAAAAGCCGUCCUAG
This is a messenger RNA of Triticum turgidum subsp. durum (durum wheat), 822 nucleotides long. The record is from the annotation of a GenBank genome assembly. NCBI's taxonomy places the organism in Eukaryota, Viridiplantae, Streptophyta, Magnoliopsida, Poales, Poaceae.